Helianthus annuus (common sunflower) is the source of this 618-nucleotide messenger RNA. RefSeq lists its product as uncharacterized. Gene Ontology annotation, molecular function: nucleic acid binding; zinc ion binding. Bases 1 to 618 code for a protein of 205 amino acids. The transcript has a single exon. The record is from RefSeq and is a predicted model, not a curated record. Lineage: Eukaryota; Viridiplantae; Streptophyta; Magnoliopsida; Asterales; Asteraceae.
AUGACAUGGGACGAGUUUAAGGUGCCAUUCCUUAAACACCACAGUCCCAAGGCGGUCAUCAACAGAAUCAAGGAGGAAUUUAUCCAGUUAAGGCAAAAGGGUGAAUCAAUUGAUAAGAUCACGGGUAUCUUUCUUAACAAAUCGAGAUUAUGUGACGAGUUAGUGAUGACCGAAGAGCAGAAAAAUUACUACUAUAACAUGCUAAGUGCCGAAUAUCGGGAGUUCAUGACUCCCUCAAAAUACGAGACUCUCACCAAGAUCAUAAACACUGCUCGGGAACGGGAGAUUGAGCUGAAAAAGCAGAUAGAGCGGAGUGAAAGAAGGGCGGUAGAUGUUAACCCAAGCCCUACUAAGAAGGCACGAACAACGGAAUCGGCAGAGAAGCCGGAUGUGAAAGGCGGAUCACCGAGUUGUAAGGUAUGUGGAAAGGGGAAUAAGGGCGAGUGUCGCUUUAAGGAUAAACCAUGUCCCAUAUGCGGAAAAACAGGGCAUACAGCUCCGCUAUGCCCGGGGAAAGUUUUGGUUUGUUACAAAUGCUACCAACCGGGUCACAAGAAAUCUGAGUACCCGGAGUUGGACGGGAAAAAGAAUGAGAAGGGUGUGCAGAUGGAGGCAUAA